UUCUGGCGCGAUUCAGUAUUCAGAAUAAGGAGCUAACGUCAGUGUAACCCAACCUCCAGUAGAACAAGGCUACACAGCACGGGGUGGGCAGUUAAUUUUGGACCUGUUUUUGUUCGACGGCGGUAUCACGAUAUUGGGUUAGUACGACUUUAGACUGCAAAUCCUAUAUUUGUGUGCGCACGGGAACGCUCCAAACUGCACUCUGAACGGAGGCAAGCUAACUAAACACAAAUGUCAACAACAAAAACAGCAAGGGGCAGGGCAGCUGCAAAGCUCGGUCGUUAACGCCACAUAUUUCUGCUUAACUUGUGCAGACUGGGUAUUCAGUGCAGGGAUGAGGCUGUCGUGUGUUAAUGUGUCAUCUGAUAAUAAUAGCAAGUUUUAUCAGUCACACGCUAACGGCAGUGGGUUUGUAGCUAGCUAAAUAAGAGCUAGUGCGAUGUAAACAAAUAGAUAAUGUGCGUUAUGUAGGUUAUAAAAAUACCUUUAUCAGCUUAACUGAAUGGUAUCAAUACUGAUCUUCCAGAUCAGAGUCGUUUAUAGUCAUCUACUUGCGUCUCUCUUCAAAUCAUUUUAUCUACUGGACCACCAUGCAUCACUCUGCUCCCUCAAGCAGUGAGCUGAGGUGUCUGCCGGCCAUGUAUUCGUUUUCGGGCCCCACAAGCCUUCCCGAGUUGGACCUCGGACCUUCAAGUAUGAGUGAGCACAUACAGAGAGCCGCAGUCUCUAACAACAACUGGGAGACUAGAUGCCUCAGAAAGCACAGGAGGAGAGCAGAUGAUGAGGGAUGUAGUGCCAAAAAGAGGAGGUUAAUGUUUGAGGCAGAAGUUGCCCCUUCAGUGAACUUGAGUACUAGUACUCAUUGUGACUGGCCCACAGCAAACAGCUGCAAUCCUCAGUCUGCACAGCAAGCCAGCCCUGCAACUCCAAAGCCGUGCACAACAUCAAAUAACUUGACUUUGCCACAGACCUCCUCUUCCCUGUUCCGACGUGAGACAGAGAGUUCCUGCAUGGAGAUAGAGGCUGCUCAGAGGAAACUUCAGGAGAUAGAAGACAGAAUAACGCUGGAAGACGAUGAGGAUGAAGAUCUGGAUGUAGAGCCAGCUCCAAGACGCCCGGUGCUGGUGAUAUCUGACAGUUUGAAGAAGGGUCUACAGCAGGGCAUCAGUGACAUCCUCCCUCACACAGUAGCCCAGUCUGUGAGCCGUUCCUGUAUGGAGUUGGUGUUAUGGCGGCCACCAGAUGAUCCCUUCAGUCAGAGGCUUAAGGACUCAUUACAAAAACAGCGCAAACAACAGACAGCAUGUCGGCAGUCCCCGACUCCAUGUCCAUCCCCCAGUCCUCACAGUCCACUUAGCUCCUCAAGCCCUCCAGCAGACACACACGGUCCUCUGUAUGGUUACUCUGUGGCCCACAACUCUGGGGAGGAGGACAUGGAAAUGUAAUAGUGUUUCUCCACAAAGUGAUGCCAAAGUGAAAGACUGGACACGUAGCCAAGUAAAAGAUUAAAAAGGACUCAGAACAAC
Messenger RNA from Archocentrus centrarchus (flier cichlid), 1526 nucleotides. It is a transcript of the gene ccdc117, whose product is annotated as coiled-coil domain containing 117. The record is from RefSeq and is a predicted model, not a curated record. NCBI's taxonomy places the organism in Eukaryota, Metazoa, Chordata, Actinopteri, Cichliformes, Cichlidae. The transcript has 5 exons. The coding region runs from base 591 to 1445 and encodes 284 amino acids.